This is a messenger RNA of Darwinula stevensoni, 5649 nucleotides long. The record is from the annotation of a GenBank genome assembly. Lineage: Eukaryota; Metazoa; Arthropoda; Ostracoda; Podocopida; Darwinulidae.
AUGGCAAGGGUCCCGGGACCUGGGGAUGAAUGGGCAGGAGGCCAGAGCGAAAAUCGGUGCAACCCCUGGGUAGGUCGGGAAGUGAAGCAAUCAGAGGUCGGUAGCCUCUACCUUGGCCUUAAAGGCCAGGGGAUACCUAAAGACCUCAAGAUGAGCAGCAAGAUAUCAUAUGCUCAGGUUGUUUCAACUUCCUCUUCAAGGGGAGAUAGCAUUGGAACAAAUGGAAGUGCUGAUGAUGAGAACUUUCCUGUUCUGGGUGAGGAAUCCCACCAGAAUCAACCACCCUCAGAGACAAUGAGUGAGGAGAACAUCAAAUCUGACACUGAUGAUGAGGGCUGGCAGAAAGUGGACUCAAAAACCAAGGUGAAGCUGCGCCCAGAUCGAGGUUGGAGGGAGCGCCACCACCGACACCCUUAUGUGAACAGAGACUUCAGAAGUGAAAAGCCUCGAGAUGAUAUUCACUCCUCCCCCAAGCCGAUCAAAGAUCCCAUUGUGCCAGUGAUGAAUGGACACGCAAAUGGAACUAAUGGAUCUGAUUCAGAGAUGGCCCAGGGGGGGCAGAAUAGUGAUAGAUCCUCAGAAACCUCAUCAGACAAGCCUCUGUUUGUGGAAGCUCCUCUGCCUGCUGUCAAUCCAUGGACCAAAAAGCUUCCAUCCAAGGAGAGCACACCUUCCAAUGGAGUGGGAAGUGAAUCUGUGGGAGCAAGCCAAACCAGUGAGGUGGCUAGUGAUAAGGAGCCGGAGCAAGCCCAGGCUCGGAAGAUAAGUGGCGAAAAGAGUGAGGUGGGGAGUGAAGAAGACUGGCCUUCACUUGGAGAUACACAUUCAAACCAUGGUUCAAGAAGGGGGUCUGCUCCAUCCACACCAAAACCAGAGAAGGAUGUGGUUCUACAGAGCCCUCUGCCAGAUAAAGAGUCAACCAAGGAGGACAUUAACUCCUUCAGCAGCCCCUUGGAUGAUAGCAAAAGCAAAAAGAAAGUUUUGAAGCAGAGAUGGGUCCCUCUGGAGAUAGAUGCUCCUCGCAGUCCAAGAAGUCCUCGUGGGAAGGGAAUGUCCCCCCGAUUCAGAGGGUCCAAGUCUGGUUUCAGGAAUGAAGAGAACACCAAGGCUCAAUCAGUGGAUGGAGACCACGUUGGAAAGCGUGGUGGACGUGGAGGAACACCACGUGGACGUGGUCGGGGAUCCCGGUACCGUGGGCGUGGACGUGGAGGUCGACACAAUAGUUCCAGCUGGGAAUCUCUCUCAAAUCCUGGCGAGGAUGAAUAUAAUGAUCUUCCUUAUGUUGACACAUCUCCCAGUGCACAAUUCAUUGAUGGCCAGGCUUAUGUCACACCCUAUAUUGGGUUUGGGUCAUACGUCUAUGAUUCCUCCUAUGUUCAAGUAGAUGAAACCACGCUCAAGGAAUACAUACGCACCCAGAUUGAGUAUUACUUCAGUGAGGAAAACCUUCAGAGAGACUUCUUCCUGAGGCGCAAGAUGGAUUCAGAGGGUUACCUCCCAAUUUCCUUGAUUGCUUCCUUUCAUCGAGUCCAGGCCUUGACCCAAGACUUCAGUCUCAUCAUUGAGUCCCUUCAUAAUUCAGAGAAGGUUGAGUUGAAGGAUGGAGUCAAGGUGCGCACAAAAGUGGAACCACUUAGCUGGCCAAUUUAUGAUGGGAUCAUCCUUCCUGAUCCUGGGGAGACAGCAUUCUCCCCAGUACAGCCAAACAAUGAGAGCACUCACUUGGAUCCCAAUGUUCCUGAAUUCAUCCCUGGAGUGGGAGGUGUGGUACUGUCUGAUUCUGAGGAGUCUUCAGGCAAGGAAAUCCCUGAGACACCCAUAAUUUCCAACCUCCCAGUUACAGUUGGAGACCUCAUGAAGACUGCUGAAGCAAGACAGGAGCAGGAGAAACCCUCUCUUCAAGAAAAAGUUUUGAUCACCUCCAAGUCGAAGGUUGCUACAGCCAUCUCCACCAGUCCUGCCAAGCCAUUAAGAGCUUCUGAGGAGGAAUCUUGGAAAGAAGUGAAGCGGAAAUCAAAAGAAUUGCGGAAGGAAAAGCGGAGGCAGAAAUCGGAGAGCGGCCACUUCUCGCAUGCCCUGGGAGAGGGAGACUCAAGUCGAGAUUCCAGUGCCCCUCCAGUUGGCCAACAACGUGAGGAGCUGGACUUCCUCUUUGAUGAGGAACUCCAGAAUAUGCCUCAGGGGAGGCAGAACACUUUCACUGACUGGUCGGAUGAUGAUUCGGACUAUGAGUUUUCGGAUCAGGACAUCAAUAAGCUGUUGAUUGUGACUCAGACUCCUCCCUCGAGUCGUCCUCCAAAGCACGAGGGCUUUGAUCGCACUGGUGACUGGACAACUCGUGUGAAAAUGACCCAAGAGUUGGGCAAGGCCAUCAAUGAUGGCCUUUAUUACUAUGAACAGGAUCUCUGGAGUGAACAUGAAUGGCUGGACCUGCAUGACCGGUCAGCUUCAUUCAACACUGUGAAUGUGAUAUCUCAAGAGGACUUCAGGAAAUUGAUCCCACCCUCCCCAAAGAUCCAAAAUCAAGUGCCUCCACCUCCUCCCCCAUCUUCGGACAUCCUUUCCAGAUCCCUCCCCACCCAGGUGCCUGUGACACCUCGGACGCCAAAGACACCCAGGAAGGAUCCUCAGAAGGCACCCCGUUUCUAUCCAGUUGUGAAAGAGACUAAACCACCUGCCGAUCCAACAACGCCCCGCAAACGAAAGACUCGCCACAGUGCAAAUCCUCCUGUGGAGCAUCAUGUCGGUUGGGUCAUGGAUGCCCGGGAUCACCGACCCAGAACGUCUUCUUUCAGGUUGGUUGUUGUCAUGGGUGAAGAUAAUUAUGAAGAUGGCACAGUUUUUAAAUAUUAUUAUUGGUUCAGUGGUUCUAGUCCACCUGGUUCGUUGGCGGAAGGAGGGAGUGUGAGCUAUGGAAGCACCCCUCAAUCAUUGCCUGCAUUCCAGCACCCUUCUCAUGCCUUGCUCAAAGAAAAUGGUUUCACUCAGCAGGUCUACCACAAGUAUCGCUCAAGGUGCCUUAAAGGUAUGGUCAAACAAUUGCAGUAUUCUUUCAUUGUUUGUCUCCUUGGUUUUCAACUUUUUUCAUUUGCAUCUUUCUUCUCAUUUGCAGAGCGGAAGCACUUGGGGAUCGGACAGUCACAGGAGAUGAACACCUUGUUCCGCUUUUGGUCCUUCUUUCUUCGGGAACACUUCAAUAAGCGGAUGUAUGAUGAAUUUCGACGUCUUGCCCUUGAAGAUGCUGCUGUUGGCUACCGAUAUGGCUUGGAAUGCCUGUUCAGAUUCUACAGCUAUGGACUGGAGAAGCAUUUCCGUAAUGAGCUCUUCUCGGACUUCCAAGAAGAAACUAUCAAGGAUUAUGAAAAUGGUCUUACAUUUUUCUAUCUUUGCCUCUUUUUUUUUCAUUGUGAGGAAUAUCACACUCUUUCUGUUGUUUCUUUCACUCUAGGCCAGCUGUAUGGAUUGGAAAAAUUCUGGGCCUUCCGCAAAUAUUACAAGAAUGCAGAGCGACUUGAGGUAGAUGGUAAGCUGCAGAGUGCCUUACAGAAGUACAAGACUGUGGAAGAUUUCCGUGUUCUCCCAGCGGAGGGUGAUGAGAUUACAGGUGCAGCUGCAUUCAUGACAAGCAGAGACCGAUCCCAGCGACUCGACAGCAGGAGGAAACAACAGCCGAGUGAGAAGAGGAGCCGGCAGUCAUCCCAAUCUGAAAAAGACAGGAAGGGAGGGAAGCAGGCAGCGCAGCAACGUGUCGACCAGGCUGCAUCCAGUGGAGAGAGGACUUGUCACGCGUGAUUCACCUUUCAUUUGAGUCGACCUAGUCACACGUGCAUCAGACGAUACGGUCUCUCGUGUAAUCUCACCCGAUCCAAGAUAAAAUGUGAAGAAAAAAUGAGAAAGGGAGUGCCCAAGUGCCAUAAAAUGCAUAUCUGCCUUGCCCAAGCUUGCAUGCUGUGUCGUUUGAACUCUUUGGCUUCAUCCAUACGGGCAGGUGCUCUUCUCUUCCUCAUCUGGGAAGCAAUGAUACGUCCUCUGAUCUGUGGAACGAGAAAGUGAGAAGGUUGAUGAGAUCCUACGCUAGACUAUUCCAUUAUUUGAGCUUUUUCCGUCAUUUUGAUCUGUGAUCCGAUGCGACCUGCCUCCAUGACAUGAUGGCAGGGUCUGCCCUUGCAAGAGAGAAAAAAACGACCAAAGGGAGCCAGGUAUUUGUAGCACGAGAUCUGCUAAUCCGGUGAAAUUAUGCAGAGAACCAAGAACACCUCAGGGAAGAUGGUUUUUUUACUCUUGCCCUGCUUCUUUUAUCAGUGAUGCUAGAGAGGGGAGAAGGAAGGAGAGGGAACUUGUUUUCCUCCCCCUAAAGGAAAACAGGAUCAGUGCUGACAACUAGGCUGGUUUAAGGAACUGUCCUCCCCCUCUCUCAAGAUAAACAGAGAAGGAAGGGGUGAAUGGGUCGUCAUCAGAAGACCAGGUGGCUUGAUUUGACCUAAGAGUCAGGAAUGAAAAAAAAUGAUCAAAGUAAAUGCAGGGAAAAAGAGAGAGAGAGAUCUAUGUGGAUCUCUCCUCAUUCCCCUAGACAUUUUCCACAUGGCCCCAUUUUCCCUUCCUCUCUCUCUCUCUCUCUCUCUCUCUUUCUCUUUAUCUCUUGCUUGGGCUAAUUUCAUUAUGCUGCAUCAGAGAAACUUUUCCUGUGGUCUCUGGCUACAUGGCACGUGUAAAAUGUGAAUGUGUAUCUUCUCCCAACUUUUUCUUUGUACAUACAGUAAUUGUAUUGAGAUGCACCUUCACCCCUCUGUAGCCAUGUAUCUUUCCUCGAUAUUGGUAGUUUCUAUGAAGCAUCAAGUAUAUUUUUCUAAACACAACAUGCACUACUGACACUGUCAGAGAGAGAGAGAGCACGCUCCAAUUUUUUUUUCUGAAUUGAGUGUUCGUUGUUGCCUCACCACUUUAUUUUCUCCCUUCUUUUCUGACCUUGACAUGACCUUGAAGGCCUGACUGGAAUUGAUCUGUGGCUCUUCUUCCAUUAUGAGUAGCCUUCUUUCCCUCAUCUCUGUUGGUGGUGGUGGAUCAUGCCUAUUGAAAAAAGGUUGAUGGUGUUGGCUGAAGAUGACAAUUGAAAUGUAGGGAAAUCUGUGAUUGUUCCUGCUUGUUUUUUUUUGUUUCCUGCGGUUUUUUUUGCCGACUUCCCGGUCGGAGUUUCUGUUCAUAUCGGGUGGAGUUCUCGGCCUGGAAAACGUUCAUUUGAGUGUGUGUUUGGUUUCUUGCUUUGUAACGAUCGGUUUUGAACGAAAAAAAAAAGAUAAAAAAGGGAGAAAAAGAUUGUCAUGGUCUUGGUUCUUUCUUGAUUGCCUUGUGUAUACUUUUGGGGGGUGUUCCUGCGUCUCUGAUUUGUACACAGGCCAGGGGUUGAAAAAAGUUAUCAGUUAGUUUCCCACUUGUCUUGAGUCUUUUUUUUUUAUUGAUUGCCCAAAAGAGGAAAAGAAAACGAAAAAAGUAAUAAAAAUAUAAAAAAGUUUUUUUGAAAAUGGAUUCAUGAGUGUUCAGUUAUUCCUCAUACGGGAGGAUCUGGAUGCAACUGUAUAUAGUAAUGCCAAAAAUGUUCAUUGCAUCUUGUUUAGAGUGUCUCAUAAAUGUAAUCCACCAGCCAAAGUAAGG